AUGGCUCCUGAAUUAAACGAAGAUUGUCUUUCUCAUAUAUUCAACUAUCUCAGGCAAACUGCUGAUGAUAUUGCUAUAUUAUAUCCUUGUGCUCUUGUCAACAGAACUUGGUGUAAGGCGUCGAUGCCAAUAUUAUGGAGUAAUCCUUGGUUGAUCAGAAAUUAUCGUGGUUCUGAUAAUUCCGAUUUAGCAAGGCGUAGAGAAUUACUUAUUAACGCUUAUAUUUCUAAUUUACCUCAAAAUUCAAAAGAAUCUAUAACAAAAGUUCAACAAAAUAUUAAAGCAACUCAAAGAAAUUCUGCUUUUGAUUAUGCUAGUUUUUUGAAACAUUUAAAAUUAACUUCUUUUGGUUAUUCCGUUAAAUACUGGAUUGAUCGUUCAGUUAAAAAUGGUACCAUUCAUCAAGGCUCUAAGAAAAUAAUUCAUAAUCUUAUUAUUGAACAUGUUAUAAAACUUUUACUCACUAGAUCAACAAGUUUACGUAGUUUGGAUCUAAGAUACUGUGAUGGUGAAAUGAGUGAAUGUCUUGAAAUUUUGGCUAGUGUUCUUGAAAAUACUACCGAUAAUAUUGAUUGUCUUAUAUACCUCAAAGAUUUCAUGUAUAGUGGAAGUAAUCAUAUAAUGCCUAGAAUUUUCUCAUCUCUUACUUCAAAAUGUCAAAAUAUAAGGCAAUUGGGAAUUUAUGGUUAUCGACCAACUGAUAAUUUUAUUAAUUUCAUUGAUGUUCAAAAAAGUUUAAAUGAUGCUACUAUAUCUUGUGAAAGACUUAAUUCUUUUUCUGAUUGGACAACUAACGAAUUUAGUUGUGCAAUUUCAGAAAAAUCAAAAUCAAUAAUUAGAUUAUCAGUAGAAAAUAUUUGUUUCCCUCUUGAUUUUUUAGUAAACUUUGCAAAUUUAGAGGAAUUAUAUUUAAGAUCUUUUGAUCAUAUUUUUUCUAGAGAGGGUUGGGAACCAUUAGCUCGACUUCCUCUUAAAUCUUUAAAAACUUUUUACUUUCAAACUCAAUUAUGUCAACCUCUUGAAUUUUUAGAUUUAUUUGCUCAGUUUGUAGAAAAUACUGCUGGUGAACUACGACAUAUUACCUUUUUAACUGGUUUAUUAAAUUUGGUACUUCUUGAUACAAGACAAUUCAUUACUUCGAUUGCCAAAAAUUGUCCAAAUCUUGAGGUUUAUGAAGGUCCAAUGAUGGAGAAUGAUGUUGAUCAAUUAGGUGAAUUACUUCGUUCGUGUACAAAAUUAAGAACUUUACAUAUAUAUUUAAUGGGUAUAGAAGAUUAUCGACCAACGUUUGAUUUCUUAUUGACACAAUUAUCUGUUAGUUCUGCACCUGAUUUGGAAGUUUUAAAAAUUAGUGGUAAAUGUUUAGUAUACGAACAAACUGUGGAUUUCUUUUUUAAUACAAGAAGGAAUUCCGGGAAACAAAUUAGUUUUCAUUGGGAUACGUAUGUGGAAUGUGUUGGUAAUGUUAAAAAAGUUUGUAGAAAUUAUCAACAGUUGGGAAUUGUUAAAGAAUUUGGUUUCAUCGCAAAUUUAACAUAG
This is a messenger RNA of Scutellospora calospora, 1539 nucleotides long. Lineage: Eukaryota; Fungi; Glomeromycota; Glomeromycetes; Diversisporales; Gigasporaceae. The record is from the annotation of a GenBank genome assembly.